AUGGAGCUGGCGGGCACCAGACCUGGGGCGACAGAGCAUCUACGACUCCGGCCGCCCAUGUCCUGGCUGCUGCUGCUGCCUCUCCUGCUGCUACUGCUGCUGCCGGGCCCAGCGGCCUCCCAGCUACGAUACUCGGUGCCGGAGGAACAGGCACCCGGCGCGCUUGUGGGCAACGUGGCUAACGCGCUGGGGCUGGAGCUGCGGCGUUUGGGGCCGGGCUGCCUGCGCAUCAACCAUCUGGGUGCGCCCAGUCCGCGCUACCUGGAGCUGGACCUGACAAGUGGAGCGCUCUUCGUCAACGAGCGCAUUGACCGGGAGGCGCUGUGUGAGCAGCGGCCUCGCUGCCUGCUCAGCUUGGAAGUGCUGGCGCACAGCCCCGUGGCGGUGAGUGCCGUAGAGGUGGAGGUACUGGACAUCAACGACAAUUCGCCGCGCUUCCCGCGGCCGGAUUAUCAGCUUCAGGUAAGCGAAUCGGUGGCUCCUGGAGCGCGCUUUCACAUUGAGAGCGCGCAGGACCCCGACGUGGGCGCCAACUCGGUGCAGACUUACGAGCUCAGCCCCAGCGAGCACUUCGAGCUGGACCUUAAACCCCUGCAGGAGAACAGUAAGGUGCUGGAGCUGGUGCUGCGGAAGGGCCUGGACCGCGAGCAGGCAGUCUUGCACCACCUGGUUCUCACAGCUGUGGACGGAGGCAGCCCAGCCCGCUCGGGCACGGCACAGAUCUCGGUGCGUGUCCUGGACACUAACGACAAUUCUCCCACCUUCGACCAGAACACUUACCGUGUCCAGCUUCGGGAGGACGCUCCUCCGGGCACAUUGGUGGUGAAGCUGAAUGCCUCGGACCCGGAUGAGGGCUCCAAUGGCGAGCUCAGAUACUCAUUGAGCAGCUACACGUCGGACCGGGAGAGGCAGCUCUUCAGCAUCGAUGCCAGCACUGGGGAAGUGCGGGUAAGUGGAGCACUGGAUUAUGAGGAGGCCUCUUCCUACCAGAUCUAUGUGCAGGCUACUGAUCAGGGUCCAGUGCCCAUGGUGGGUCACUGCAAGGUACUGGUGGACAUCGUGGAUGUGAAUGAUAAUGCACCAGAGGUGGUACUCACGGACCUGUACAGCCCAGUGCCUGAGGAUGCUGCAUCGAAUACUGUUGUGGCCCUUCUCAGUGUCAAUGACCAAGACUCAGGCCCCAACCGGAAAGUGAGCCUGGGCCUGGAGGCCUCACUCCCUUUCCGGCUGAAUGGCUUUGGAAACUCCUACACACUGGUGGUGAAUGGUCCGCUGGACAGGGAGCGGGUAGCUGCCUACAACAUCACAGUGACAGCCACUGAUGGGGGAGUGCCACAGCUCACAUCCCAGCGGACACUGCAGGUUGAGAUCUCUGACAUCAAUGACAACCCACCAAGCUUCCUAAAAGACUCCUACAACAUCUACAUCCAGGAGAACAAUUUGCCGGGGGUGUUGCUCUGCACUGUGCAAGCCACAGACCCAGAUGAAAAGGAGAAUGCAGAGGUGACCUACUCCCUCCUGGAGAAGGAGGUUCAAGGGCUGCCAGUCACCUCCUAUGUCUCCGUUAACAGUGCCAGUGGCAGCCUUUAUGCUGUCAACUCCUUUGACUAUGAGAAGUUUCGGGAGUUCUUUGUGACUGUGGAGGCCCAGGACAAGGGGAGUCCACCGCUGAGCAGCACUGUGACCGCCAAUGUGUAUGUGGUGGACAUGAAUGACCAUGCCCCUCACAUCCUAUACCCUACCUCAACUAAUUCGUCAGCAGCCAUUGAGAUGGUGCCUCGAACUGCCCCUGCUGGCUAUCUGGUCACCAAAGUCAUAGCCAUGGACUCAGACUCUGGGCAGAAUGCUUGGCUCUUUUACCACCUGGCUCAGACUUCUGACCUGGACCUCUUUAAAGUAGAGCUACACACAGGAGAAAUUAGGACUACCAGGAAGAUGGGAGAUGAGAGUGGAACCACUUUCAACCUGACCGUGGUGGUCCGAGACAAUGGAGAGCCAUCACUGUCAGCCUCUGUGGCCAUUACAGUAGCUGUGGUGGAUAGGGUUUCCAAAAUCCUCCCUGAUACUCAGAGACACGUGAAGGGUCCUCGGACAUACUCUGAAAUUACACUUUAUCUAAUAAUAGCAUUAAGCACAGUGUCUUUUAUAUUUCUUUUGACAAUCAUUGUUUUGAGCAUCAUCAAGUGCUACCACUAUACUGCAUAUGGAACCGCGUGCUGUGGGGGCUUCUGUGGAGUGAGGGAGCGGUGCCCUGCUGAACUAAACAAACAGGCCAAUAACAAUAUUGAUGCCAGGUUACCGCACGGCCUCAAAGUGCAGCCUCACUUCAUUGAAGUGCGAGGGAACGGCUCCCUCACCAAGACCUACUGCUACAAGGCCUGUCUGACAGCAGGCUCAGGGAGUGACACUUUCAUGUUUUAUAACACAGGGGCACAGACAGGACUGGGGCCUGGGGGAGCCCAGGCGGCAGCGAGUGACAGCAGGCACCUCACAGGCCAAAGUGGGCAGAGUGCCGGGAACCUGAUCAUUCUCAAAAAUGAUGCCAUUCCUCAAAACGAGCCACGACAGCCCAACCCAGACUGGCGUUACUCUGCUUCCCUAAGAGCAGGAAUGCACAGCUCUGUGCACCUAGAGGAGGCUGGCAUUCUACGGGCUGGGCCAGGAGGGCCUGAUCAGCAGUGGCCUACGGUAUCCAGUGCAACACCAGAACCAGAGGCAGGAGAAGUGUCCCCUCCAGUGGGUGCUGGUGUCAACAGCAACAGCUGGACCUUUAAAUACGGACCAGGCAACCCCAAACAAUCUGGUCCCGGUGAGUUGCCAGACAAAUUCAUUAUCCCAGGAUCUCCUGCAAUCAUCUCCAUCCGGCAGGAGCCUACUAACAGCCAAAUUGACAAAAGUGACUUCAUAACCUUCGGCAAAAAGGAGGAGACCAAGAAAAAGAAGAAAAAGAAGAAGGGUAACAAGACCCAGGAAAAAAAAGAGAAAGGGAACAGCACGACUGACAACAGUGACCAGUGA
This is a messenger RNA of Puma concolor (puma), 3018 nucleotides long. RefSeq names its product protocadherin alpha-C2. Gene Ontology annotation, cellular component: plasma membrane. The record is from RefSeq and is a predicted model, not a curated record. Gene Ontology annotation, biological process: homophilic cell-cell adhesion. NCBI's taxonomy places the organism in Eukaryota, Metazoa, Chordata, Mammalia, Carnivora, Felidae. Gene Ontology annotation, molecular function: calcium ion binding.